AGACGCUGCAUGUGUUCCUGCAUGCCGUGCUUCCCUUUCGAAACGUCGUCGUCGUGGUGGCAACGUGUGCGUUCGCCAGCGAACAAGGAACGGUGGUGGAUGAAGGUAAGGGAGUGGUCGGAGAUCGUUGCCGGUCGUAAGUGGAAGACCUUCAUUCGGCGCUUCAGAAACAAUGGCAGGGCUCGUGCGGCUCAGCACGGUUCGUUUCGCUACGAUCCGCUCAGCUACGCGCUCAACUUUGACGACGGAAUCGCCGCCGGCGAUGACGGUUACGGCUACGGCGGUUUCUCAACGCGCUUCGCAUCCGUUACGGCGCCGGCGAAGGCAUCGGCGGACAAAGCGAAAGAAGCGCCGGUGCUCACGUGAGAAUCACGUGCCGCGAUUGUGAAAAGAAGUGAAAAGCAGAAUGAAGCAACCGUGCUUUGAGGCCGGUUUCGCGCUGCG
Molecule: messenger RNA, 444 nt
Organism: Abrus precatorius (Indian licorice)
Lineage: Eukaryota; Viridiplantae; Streptophyta; Magnoliopsida; Fabales; Fabaceae
Exons: 1
Coding region: 10-366 (118 amino acids)
Source: RefSeq, a predicted model, not a curated record